Messenger RNA from Triticum turgidum subsp. durum (durum wheat), 2655 nucleotides. The record is from the annotation of a GenBank genome assembly. NCBI's taxonomy places the organism in Eukaryota, Viridiplantae, Streptophyta, Magnoliopsida, Poales, Poaceae.
AUGGAGGCUGCCAUAGUGGGCGCCUUGCUGAAGGCCACCCUGCCGAACCUGUUUAAGCUGAUAGGUGACACAUGCAAGCAGCUGGAGCCUGAUGUUCGAUUCAUUCAAAGUGAGCUCGAGUUUAUGCAAGCUGCCUUCGGAGAUUCUCGCUGGAGAGGCAACGAAAUCAGCGAUUUGCGGAGAACCUGGAUCUUGCAACUCAGAAAGUUGGCGCAUGAGAUCCAAGACUGCAUCGACAACUUCCAGAUCAAGAAGACCUCUCCCACACAGUUUGCCCACGAGAUCGCUGACCUCAAGAAGAGAAUACAAGAUUCAUCCGAGACGCUACACCGUUAUACCGGCCAGGGGGAGCCGAGGAACGGAAAAGUUGCUCCAAAUCCGACGGCGAAUGAUGCAGAGGAAGAUCUUCUUGCCCUCGUACAGAACCAAUCGGAGAUGAACGCCAAGGUCAUCUGCGCUAUUGGCUUCGGUGGCCAGAACACUGAUCUUGCGAGGCGGGUCUAUGAGAAGAAUGAAGUCCGUCGGCAAUUUGGUCAACGGGCGUGGGUCAGUGCGGUGGGCAGAACCGUGGAUGAUGUUCUGACGGAGAUACUCAGGCAACUUGAGCGGCGCCCUGGGCUGGGCAUGCUCAUCCUCAGCUGGCUCCUUUCCAUCUUGUGUUUUCUCCAAGGACUGCUUCUCAAGGUUUUCGGCACUGAGAUGCCUGUCGCAUCCCGGUCCGGCGCCAGCUCCGGCAUCGAUCAUCAGCUCAGAUCACUGCUAACCAAAGAAAGGUAUUUGAUUGUAAUUCAUGAUGUCACGAAAGAAGAGGUGUACAAUAAAAUAUGUGCCUUCCCUUGGGCCAACAGAGUGGGCGGCAGAAUCAUCGUGACGACGGACAUCCAGUCAGCAGUGAGACCCUGCAUCUGUGAUAACGAUCCACCACUGCUUGUUCCAGAUAGCAUCACAUCUUGCCUGGUUUUGGUUGGAGAGGUGGGCACUGGGAUGUCUUACAAAGAGACCUGCUCUGCACUUUGUGACGCAGCUGUAGCAAGAAUGCAAUGUUUUGUUGGCAGUGACUAUGAGAGGAUUGUUGUCGAGGACAUGUUGCUAUAUUUCAGCAUGUUCCCACUUCAUCAUCAUGUUCGGAGGAAUCCUGUAAUAAGGCGAUGGCUGGCUGAAGGACUACUUGUCCAUGCCAUACAGAAGGUGCCUGAGAAUGUGUACCGUUUUCCUCAGGAAGUGGCGGCCGAGCAUUUGGACAUUCUCAUCGGCCAGAAUAUUGUCAAGUCCAUUAAGAAGAGCAACAAUGGAAAGGUGACGAGAUGCCAACCUCCAGGUAUGGUGUUCAACCACAUUUGCGCCAGGGCCGUGAUCGAUAAUUUUAACACCUUGCUGUGUGGCCCAAGUCAGAAUGAGACCUUUCAAGAAGCAUAUGUUCGCCGGUUUUCUCUCCAUCCUUACAUGGCUGCUGCCAACGGCGGACUCAAUGUGCCAGAUGUACAUUGUCUCCAUACUAUGGUGGUCUUUCCAACUGCGGGUGCCCAAUAUGGAGCUAUCUUGAAUUUUGAUAAUCAUAAGCUACUGCGGGUGUUGGAUCUUAAAGAGUGCGCUGAUGUGACUGCCAAUCACGUCUUAAAAAUAUGCGAUCUGUUGCUGCUGAAAUAUCUGAGCCUCGGGAGCAGUAUUAAAGAAGUUCCGAGUGAAAUAAGGCGGCUGCAGCAGUUAGAGACACUCGAUAUGAGUACAAGUGCGGUAGUGACGGUGUCCUCAAAUCUACUCAAGUUGCCCAGAUUGAAACACCUCCUUGGCAAGUUUCGGCUAUCUAGAGUGGACUGCCCAGAUGAAAAUCCAAGCAUGAUGAAGAAGGGCGCAAAGAAGGUAAAGAAGGUGUUGAAGCUCAAGGAUGAAUUGUCAAAGCUAAAGGACUUCUUGAGGGACAACAGUGUCCUGGAGACUCUAGCAGGAAUCGUCAUCGGCAACGGCAUGGGAUUUCCACAACUGUUGAGUGAUAUGGGGAAGCUGCGGAAGGUGAAGAUGUGGUGUGAUUCCAUGACAAAUGAGUCUACAGACUUGACUGGUCUUAAGGAAGGCAUCAAGGUAUUCACCAGUCACCGAAUCCGUACACCCAACGUUGAUUACUCACUCUCUGUUGACUUCAGCGGGUCUUCGCAAUCCUUCCUGGAUUGCCUGGAAGAUCCUGGCAUGCUUACAUCACUCAAACUGCGCGGCAAUCUGACGCGCUUCCGUCCAGUUGCUGCAAGGCUGGUUAGUCUACAGGAGCUGUGCCUCUCGUGGACUAAUCUUAGUGGAGCUGCAAUCCAAAUCGGCCUCAGUAAUUUGAGAUGCCAACUGAAAUUUCUGAAGCUGGUUGAGAACAAUCUUGUGGGGCUUGCCAUACAAGACAAGGAUGCAUUCGUAAGCCUGGAACGGAUAUGUCUCGUGGGCAUGCAAAGUCUUGAGGAAAUAAUUAUUCAAGAUCUGAGGAAGCUUGUUUCACUCCACUUGCUCUGUCCUGCUCUAGGUGCUCUUCCCGGCAUCCAGAUCCGAAAGCUCCAAAACCUCAAUGAAGUCGGACUCCACUCUCAAGUUGACGGUGACAUCAAACGUGGAUGGGAAGAUGCUGCGGUAGGCCAUAACCGCAAGCUCAGUAUUGUGUCCAUUGGAAUACAGUAA